AUGGAAAAUCUUGGGCAUAGAUUCUUGAUGAGUACAGAUGCUAACUAUUUUGGGAGGCUUAAAUCUUUGGCGCAUGACAAUGUGUAUAAGGAAGAAAGUGCAUCUUCCAUUGGUGGAACACAAAAGAAAAUGUGGGAGGAGAAAAACUCUUUUCCCAAUGCUGAAUUUCGAGUGAAAGCUGUGUCGAUUUUUGAUUUAUGUGGUUUGAAUAAGAAACAGUUUGCAUUAGCUUCGCGUUUUAUAAAGCAUGGGACCGUGAUGAACAAAUUGAUGAUCGAGACGUUUUCGGUUCCUCCAGUUGAGAAGUUUUAUAUUGAAGCGGCCGUUGCCAAACUGAUGGAACUUCCAAAGGGUAACGAGAACCUUAGUAUUGGAUACUUCUGAUGAAAUGUG
Arabidopsis thaliana (thale cress) is the source of this 393-nucleotide messenger RNA. RefSeq names its product F-box/LRR protein. The record is from RefSeq and is marked reviewed. The transcript is spliced from 2 exons. Lineage: Eukaryota; Viridiplantae; Streptophyta; Magnoliopsida; Brassicales; Brassicaceae. Bases 1 to 384 code for a protein of 127 amino acids.